AGCGGCUAGCGGGUUGAGCUAACAGCUGAUGGCUAAUCAGAGUCACUAGCUGAAGUGGGGGUUAUUUAUUUUAAGGAAAUUUCCUGACACAAACAGUCAGAAGGAUAAUAAUGAAAGUUGUUGUUGUAUCACACCGAGUCGGUUCGAUGUGAUGUGAUGAUUUAAUCGACUGUGUACGUGUAGCUCAGUUCGCUAGCUAGCGAAGAUUUCUGAUUAGCCGCUGAUGCUAACUUGGGGAAGUUUGACAGUCUGGCUAAUGACAGCAGCGGUGUUUAUCAGAAUUCUCUUUACUCUGCUUAUCAAGUUUUAUGUUUAUUUGUUAAUCCUAAUAAGUGUGUAUUUUUUAUGUCGGGGGGGAAAUCAGCGUGUAGUUGUGUUUAUAUUUAACUCCAGCAUUAUUAGGUUUGUAUUUAUUUUUGUUCGCUGUGUAGGUUAAAAGCUUAUUAGCGGGGAUAAAGUGAUAAUAUUGUGCUUUAAAAAAAAACAAUUUUAGUCCUACAACAGCGGUAGACAUUGACCAGUUACUGUGAUAUAAUUGUUGUGGAUUCAGGAUCAUUCUUGUUGUUAAGGUUAAUGAUUGUCACACACUCGCUUAGGGAGCAUUUAUGGUGUGUAAAUAUCAGUGAUCUUAAAAUUUCUUCUUCUUUAAAUCCAUUCCUGUUUAUUUCCCAACAAUUAGGAGGAUGAAUAUAUAAAGGUGUAGCCUAUAUAAAACAACAAUAAUAAAAAAUAAUAAAGUAGUUUAACUCUGCAGACUGAAACGCACGAGUCGUGCACAAGUUUCUGUUUUGUUCAGAAGCGUAUUUUUAUAUAAAUGAGAUGUCUAAUCUCCCGCUAUGCGAAUAUUUCCGAUGGAUUUCUUUUUUCGUUGAGAUGAGGGUUGUUUUGGGACGGAAGCCUCCCAGUGUGUGCUCGGUGCUGGUGUUUCUCUGCUUCAUUCCUGCACAGGAUGUGAUGACGAGGUGAAAAUGGCGGAUCUUUCGAAAUCCAACCCCGGGCCUGAAAUAGAAAGUAGACGCGCAGCGCCCGACUCUGUUUUCGGGAUUGUUUACUGCUCUUUACAGUUUACUUACCAGCAUUUACACGUAUAUUUCCCUCACUCGAACACUGUAGAACCUCAGAAUGGAGGAGAAGUGUAUAUAAAGUGUGUUAUAUUCCCUGGAUGAAGGCGUGAAGUGAAGUCGGGUUUGCGCUCCGAGGCCUGAAAGUGCGACGCGGCGGUGACGGAGUGUGUGUGAAAGCAUGGACGUGGUGUCUCCUGACCUGAACAGCAUCCUCCCGGAUGAGAUCAUGGACACCGAGGCCAUGGCCAUGGAGGAGGACCCGCCUGCCGAGACCCCGGCUCAGUCGUCCCACUCGGCCCCCGAGCCGGCUCAGGUUCCUAUGGAAACAGAGGUGCCUGAAAUCGUCAGCUUGUGCCCCGCUACCACGCCGAUGCAGAAGACGGAAGCUCUGACCACCUUGACUGCGACAGACUCCACGCUGUGCGUCAGCACCGGGACUCAGCUCGUCGUCACCUCUUCUUCCUCUACCGGCCCCAAGAUGGCCACCGGUCCCUCCGCUGUGACCACCACGCAGCCCAACAGUCCUGUAGUGGGUCAGAGCAUCGCCAAACUCUCGUCCCCGUUCACGCCGACCAGCCCGGCCAACCACCAGCUCAUCAUCAACAAAGUGGCUGCGGACGGCAAGUCUCCUGGUACCACACUGCUCAAACAGGAAGGGCAGAAACUCCUGGUCACGGGUCUGAGUAAAAUGGGGCAGCCGAUUGUCCUGGCGCUGCCGAACACAUGGAGCAAACCGGCCACGUCUCAGGGCACGGGUGUCGACAUGAAGCCUCAGCCCACGCAGUUCAAAGUGGUAUCAGCGGGGACCAAGCCUGUGAUUGGAGUACAGGCUGUGAGCUCAGCCAGUCAGCUGCUGGGAUCCUCCUCCCCUCUACAGGCCCAGCAACUCAAAACUGUACAGAUAACGAAAAAGACGCCGGUCUCCACAGCAGGGCCCAUGAUCACCAAGCUGAUCAUCACCAAAGCCCUGAACAACAAGGGCCUGACGAGCCAAGCCACAGUCACUCCUAUGGUCACAGGACGGGUUCUGACCCAGAGUACUCCAGUGACCCCUCCACGGACCAUCACCAUCGGAGAGACCAUCAGCACGACGCCACAGAGUCUCUCCUCCAGCAGCAGCAGCAAAAUGGCCAUUUCUCCUCUUAAAUCUCCCAACAAGGUCACCGUGGCCGCUCAGCCUCCUAACUCUCCGCAGAAACCCGUGGCCGUGCCUCUGAACGUGGCGCUGGGUCAGCAGAUCCUCACCAUGCAGCAGACACCUUGUACUUCACCAGCUAAAGCAGGAAGCAGUCAGUCCACUGCCCAGACAGUGAAACCGGUGCAAGCUGUGACAGUGGGCGGAGUCAACACACCUCAGUUUAAGACCAUCAUCCCCUUGGCCACACCUCCCAACGUUCAGCAGAUCCAGGUACCCGGCAGCCGCUUCCAUUACGUGCGCCUGGUCACGGCCACCACCGGGAACGCGGUCCAGACGGUCAACACCAGCACGACCUCCAACCCCACCACCAUCCAGCCUGCAAAGCCCAUGGUGAUGAACACGGCUGCAGUGAGGAUGUCCGUUCCCAUCGUUCCGGCUCAGACCGUCAAGCAGGUGGUGCCGAAGCCGAUGACCUCAGCAGCUCAGGUGAUGAGCAGCAGCCAGACGCAGCAGAGGCUCAUCAUGCCAGCCGCUCCUCUCCCUCAGAUCCAGCCCAACCUAACCAACCUGCCCCCGGGCACCGUGCUCGCUCCGGCUCCGGGCUCGGGGAACAUGGGCUACGCCGUGCUGCCAGCCCAGUACGUCACGCAGCUCCAGCAGUCGACGUUUGUGACUUUGGCGAGCAGCUCAGGUUUCUCCACCCCCAGCUCCAUCCAGAGCCAGGCCAGGCUUCCUCUGAAUGGUUUAUCUCCAUCAGAGACGACGUCCAGACCGCGAAAGCCCUGCAACUGCACCAAGUCCCAGUGCCUCAAACUAUAUUGUGACUGCUUUGCAAACGGAGAAUUUUGUAACAACUGCAACUGUGUAAACUGCUUCAACAACCUGGACCAUGAGGGCGAUCGCCUUAAAGCCAUUAAGGCGUGUCUGGACAGAAACCCGGUGGCCUUCAAGCCCAAGAUCGGUAAAGGGAAGGAAGGAGAAUCGGAGAGGAGACACAGUAAAGGCUGUAACUGUAAAAAGUCGGGGUGUUUAAAAAACUACUGCGAGUGCUAUGAGGCGAAGAUCAUGUGCUCGUCGAUCUGUAAGUGUGUGGGCUGUAAGAACUUUGAGGAGAGUCCUGAGAGGAAGACUCUGAUGCACUUGGCAGAUGCGGCGGAGGUGCGAGUGCAGCAGCAGACUGCAGCUAAAACCAAACUGUCCUCUCAGAUCUCAGACCUGCUGACCAGAACCGCUCCGGCCAUCAGCAGCAGCGGGGGGAAGUUGCCGUACACGUUCGUAACGAAGGAGGUUGCCGAGGCGACGUGUGACUGUCUCCUGGAGCAGGCGAGGAAGGCAGAGCGUUGUAACCAGCCUCAGGCGAUGGCAGAGAGACUGAUCCUGGAGGAGUUUGGUCACUGUCUGCGCAGAAUCAUCAGCUCUGCUGCUAAAGCCAAGACGGACUGCUCCAUCAACUGCUAGAACCUCCCGCUGUGGUUCUGGGAUAGGCUCUAGUGGGGAACUGAUCCUGGAUCAGACUUCCUGUAACACACUCUGUCCUGUCAGCGGCAUUCCCGUGACGGAGCUCGUGCUUUUAUACAGAGUGAGACUGAUAUUAGCUGAUCGUACACGAGCGUGGCCAUGUGUGUGUGUGUGUGUGUGGGGUUGGGGGGGGGGGGCGGAGCUACAGUGGACACAGAGAGACAGACUUUAUAAGAUGAGAACUGCAAGGACUGCCAGCUUCAUCUGCAUCGCUCUGGUGUGUGUGUGUGUGUGUGUGUGUGCGCGUGUGCGCUUGUACAGGUCACUUGUGUCGAGGUGAAUUGAUUUUAGAGUUUUUAUGCUUGUUAGUCUUCUCAUUUAAACCCACUAUCAGGUGCGGUUCAACCCCCCACCCCCCCCGUGUGUUUUUCCCAACAAGGCUUUCCUUCUGUGCCGUCGUUUCGCCGUCUGCUCUGGCUGUUUAUUUACCGCUAAUAACCUCAGCUCAAUAAUCAUGACUUGUAUACAGUACGUAGCCUUUACUGUAGCCUCUUCAUAAUGCAUCAGUAUUUAUUUACUAAUUCCAGAAAUUCCCGAGAGUGGACGCGGAGCGGGAGUCUCGCGCUCGAGUCCGGUUUACACGACCGAGUUCCUGCUGAAGUGAAGGAAGGUUAAAGCAUUAUUACUAAACCCUGUUCAUCUCUUUCA
Ictalurus punctatus (channel catfish) is the source of this 4368-nucleotide messenger RNA. It is a transcript of the gene lin54, whose product is annotated as lin-54 DREAM MuvB core complex component. The record is from RefSeq and is a predicted model, not a curated record. Lineage: Eukaryota; Metazoa; Chordata; Actinopteri; Siluriformes; Ictaluridae. The transcript is spliced from 14 exons. Bases 1243 to 3660 code for a protein of 805 amino acids. Gene Ontology annotation, cellular component: nucleus. Gene Ontology annotation, biological process: regulation of DNA-templated transcription.